AUGGCACGAUUGAUGAUACAAAUUGGCCGGUGCGCGAUGAAAACGUUCAUCUCGCAAGGCAGGAACGAUUUAUUCGGCAGAACGACGCAAUCGAGAACGUCUCUCGUCGCAUUACGUUCCAUAACCACAACUCGCUGCUUGAGAGCCGAACGAUGGUACACCGAAAAACAUGAAUGGAUAACAGUGGACGGCAAAGUGGGCAUAAUCGGUAUAUCGGAUUACGCGCAGGAUGCACUCGGAGAUGUGGUGUUCGCGCAACUUCCUGACGUGGGAUCGACAGUCAAAAAAGAAGAGGAAUGCGGAGCUCUAGAAUCGGUGAAAGCAGCUUCAGAAUUGAUAAGUCCAGUCAGUGGGAAAGUUAUAGAGAAAAACGAGACGGUCGAAAAUAAACCCAGCUUAAUUAAUACAUCUUGUUAUGAAGAAGGUUGGCUAUUUAAAGUAGAGUUAAACAAUUUAGAUGAAGUCAAAAGUUUGAUGAACGAAGAGGCUUAUAAUACAUUUUUAAAAUCAGCUGCACAUUAAAUCUACAAGCUAGAAUAAUUUAUGUUAACAUAAUUAACGAUUCUGUUUAAUAUUGAAUUUAAAUUGAGUUUUUUAUAUAUUAGAAACUAUCUCGUUUUCAAAUAAAUGUAUAUAAAUAUGUACACAUAUAUAACAAUAUGAAUAAAUAAAUAAAUAAAUAAAUAAAUAAAUAAAUAUAUAUAUAUAUACAUACAUACAUACAUAUAUAUAUAUAUAUAUAUAUAUAUAUAUAUAUAUAUAUAUACACAUAUACAUAUAUAUACAUAUAUAUAAAUAUAUAUUUUUCAUUGUAUUUUUUGAAAAAUUGUUAUAAGUUAUAGCUUUGCAUCUUAAUCAUUGAAAGCAGCUGAUAUAAAUCAUUUCAUUCAAUAGUUAUAUAAGUAAUGAAAAUAAAUGUUAAUUCUUUUUAUGAAAAAUUUAGUGCAUUAAGCAAUAGCAUUUGAUGUUUUCUUAGUACAACAUGUAUGAUUAUCCAUUAUAGCAAUAUGUUAUUGAUUAUUACAUUACUGUUAUUGUUAUUAUAAAAUGCAAAUAUGUUGUAUGUUAAUGCAUGACAUGUAUAGAAUAUAGCUCCACAUAAAGAUUUAAUAUAUAAA
Messenger RNA from Cataglyphis hispanica, 1118 nucleotides. It is a transcript of the gene ppl, whose product is annotated as glycine cleavage system H protein, mitochondrial. Gene Ontology annotation, biological process: protein lipoylation; glycine decarboxylation via glycine cleavage system. Lineage: Eukaryota; Metazoa; Arthropoda; Insecta; Hymenoptera; Formicidae. The record is from RefSeq and is a predicted model, not a curated record. The transcript is spliced from 3 exons. Gene Ontology annotation, cellular component: cytoplasm; glycine cleavage complex; mitochondrion. The coding region runs from base 1 to 522 and encodes 173 amino acids.